Molecule: messenger RNA, 591 nt
Organism: Zasmidium cellare ATCC 36951
Lineage: Eukaryota; Fungi; Ascomycota; Dothideomycetes; Mycosphaerellales; Mycosphaerellaceae
Exons: 1
Coding region: 1-591 (196 amino acids)
Source: RefSeq, a predicted model, not a curated record
AUGGACCCAUCACCUUCAAUCGCCGGCUGGUACUCAUACGCCAACCUCGAGACCGCAGAAAAGUACCGCGCAUUCACCAUGCUCGGAUGCUUCAUUAUCGGACUCUUCAUUAUGGUCCUGGCAGCCAAGUACCACUGGGAUCUGGCAUCUCCCCCACCACGUCUAUUUCUCUGGAUGAGCUGCCUUUUCGCCGCCACGACGAUUGCCUAUUUAGCCGCGGAAGUCCUCACGCACACAUACCUUGACUUUUUACCCAACACCUGCGACGCCAUGAUCGAGCUCGCAGGGCCCAGGCGUGGCAACUUCUCGUACCCAUGUCAGCGAGACUUGCUCAUUCGAUGGUUCAACCAAGCCAUCACGGCUGGCCAUUUCAAUGUGGAACAGUUGCUGAGGAUCAAGAGGGUGAAGUUGACUCUCGGGCCGGUUCUUGGGUGUUCUUUUGCCAUCGCACUUGAGGAAUUUGCGAGAUGGGCGGAAAAUCGGCCGAUUCGAUUGGGCGACGAAAAGGACAUGCGUGAACUGGAGGAACAGAAGUCUGUUUGGGGAGUAUGCCCUCAUUGCUCUCGUUCCCGUCAAAGUGGAACGCAUUGA